Messenger RNA from Malassezia vespertilionis, 2769 nucleotides. RefSeq lists its product as uncharacterized. The transcript has a single exon. The coding region runs from base 1 to 2769 and encodes 922 amino acids. NCBI's taxonomy places the organism in Eukaryota, Fungi, Basidiomycota, Malasseziomycetes, Malasseziales, Malasseziaceae. Gene Ontology annotation, molecular function: ubiquitin binding. The record is from RefSeq and is a predicted model, not a curated record. Gene Ontology annotation, biological process: protein deubiquitination; double-strand break repair via homologous recombination.
AUGGAAGGCACGCGGCGGACGGAAUGGGCCUCGAAGCACCGUGUAUCGUACGCGUUGCCAAAUAUAGUGUCAUUUGAAAACGAUCUGGCACGGCGAUAUGUUGCGGAUGCGACCGAUACAAGCGCGUCGGUAUUGCCCAUUUAUACGCUCUCCAAGCAGCGAGGGCCACGUUUGCAUGCGUGCGGUCGCUUGGGACCACAGGUGCAACGCGUCGAUCCAGGCGCUGCAUCACGCAGUCUUCCGCCCCGUGCGCUGCGACGCAAGCAUUUACGUCCCACUAACGCACUUGCGCUGGAUACGUCGGACGGUGCCAACACCUUGUACAGCGCAGGAAAAGAUGGCCAGAUCUGUACUUGGACAUGGGCGCGCGAAAACCUUUCCACGCCACAUUUUCAGCAGAGCGUCAAAGCACACGACAACUGGAUCGAGGCUAUGGUUCUUUGCAACCAGAACGAGACCGUGGUGACUGCCUCACUGGAUUGCACAAUCAAAGCAUGGAAUCCGCGCGCUGAAGCAUUGCCGUACGAGCUCGGCGUCCACACCGACUUUGUCAAGGCACUUGCAUAUGCACCUGCGUCAGAUUGUGUUGCGAGUGCUUCGCUCGAUCACACCGUGUGUCUUUGGGACUUGCGCCAGGUACGCCGAGCACCCAUGUGGCGAGCAGUGAGCAAUACAAGCAUUUACGCUGUGGCGAGCAGUUUUUCUGGAAGCGUUCUUACCACGGGCGGUGUAGAUCGUCUGGUGCGAGGCUGGGAUCCGCGCAUGCGCGAGUCGACAUUUGCGCUAGUAGGCCACCACGAUAAUGUGCGUGCUUUGCUCAUGUCGUCAGAUGGCAGACGUGUAUUGUCGGCUUCGUCGGACGCAACUAUACGUUUGUGGGAUGUUGGAGAGCAACGAUGCAUCCAUACAUUUAUGCAUCACGACAGCAGCGUGUGGUCGCUUGCCUCCACCGAUACCUCGCUGAACGUGUUUUACUCGGGCGAUCGCGAAGGGUACUUGUGCAAAGUAGAACAGGAUGCGCAAGGUGAAAGAGACGGUAUUCUGAUUGCACACGCUCAGGAUGUAGAUGCAAAUGGUCAUACAGAUGCGGCUGCUAUUAGCAGCAUUGCACCCGAUCCAGGUCAUUGUGUAUGGUCAUCCAACGCCAGCAUAUGCUCCAUUCGCGGCUGGCAAGACGCGCCUGUGCAACGUCGCGAUGCCAUUGCGUCGCGCCAUUUCAUUCAGCUGGGUACGAGCGGUGUGUCAACAUCGGAGAAUGUUGUGACGCAAGAUGCAGUCCCGCUAAGCGCCACGCCAGCAUGCCAAAUCGCCGGUGAGUACGGGCUUACUCGCGCUGUUGUGCUUAACGAUCGUAUCCAUGCGCUCUCCAUCGACAUGAUGGGAGUGCUCGCCUUGUGGAAUCUAGUGCGUGCUGUGUGCAUCGGUACGUUGGACCCUGCAAGUGUACAUGCGGCUGCAUUGAAGCGCAACAGUCUUACCAACAAAUGGCGACCGCAGGAUCGGCCUAGUGAUACGCUAGAAAUGAUCCAGCCGUUGAUCGAUGGCGACGAUGUGAUUGCGCCGUGGUGCUCUGUUGACACAAUGACUGGCACUCUGCGCGUGCAUCUUGACCCAGCAAGUGUAUUUGCUGCCGAUGUAUACCAGGAUGCGAUAUUUGCCAGCCUCCCUAUACAGCCGGAGUGGACCGAUGAGCGUAGUAAUGUUGGCGCUUGUGUACUACGCAAUCUCUUUGCCCACUUUACGGCAGGAGAGCGAGGAAUGCGGAGCGAAGGACUGGUGCUGACGGGGAUGCCACUUUUGUUGCACGUUUUGGAAACGACGCAGCAAACGCCAGAGCAACUGUUGCAAAUUCCUUUGGUGCAGUGGCUUCCGCAGGUGCUUUUGUACGCACAACCCAUUGACCGCAAAUGCACGUUGCAAAAUGUGCUGGGGAGUAUGACGAGUGAACAUCCCCUAGUCCCAGCCCCUGCGCAAGUGCACCAGUCGCAGAGCGAGAUUCUGUUUCGGGAUCUGUUGCAAUCGCUCUACGUAAUGCUGUCGACACCGCCGACGGCUUCGUCAAGGCCUUUGCAAAAGGAAGCGCCGGGGACAGAAAGUACCUCGCCUACACUUUUUGGGUCCUUGCGCAAAACACUAGCUAGAGGAAAGGUUGAUGCACCUUUGCUUGCACAGACGCCCCAGAAUGAGCCCAAGGAUGAACCGCACCAUCUUCGCAAUGUACAAGCCGUACUGCAAAAUCUUUCGCGUGCACCGCCGCCUUGCGAUGAGACGCCUUCGAUCCCCUACGAUCCGAGCAUGGCCGUGAGUAUAUCACGUGCCGUACAUCACUCGGAGCAGGAGCAGGAAGUGUUUCGUGGCAGGGUUGGGACCAUGGCGCGGGACCUGCCGCUUUUGGAGCUUCUUUCUCCAAUAUGGCUGUUGAACGCAACGCUCUUGGCUGUAAAAGACAAGGAUGGAGAUGCAGUCCAGUUGAAAUUAGUCCCAUGGAAGCCUGGUACUCUGACGAGUGGCACACUGCCCAGUCUGUCGGACGCAAAGCAAACUCCAAAAAUACAACGGCUGCAACGCAUUGGACAUAUUGCCGCAUUUGUGCAAGAUGCGUUGCAAGGUGCAGGCAGCAGUGCGGCAUCGCCGCUAGAUAUACCCAUCGAGCUCCUAUGCAACGAGGUGCCUGUUUCGCCUAUGGCUACGCUCGCGCAAUGCCAACGUCAUUGCUGGAAAGCCGCCGCCCCGAUGGUGUUGGCAUACCGUAGGACACUUUCUGCGUAG